AUGCCGAGACAACGCGGCAGCCGCUCGGGGGCUCUGAUGCUGGCCCUGCUGCUUCAGGCCUCCGUGGAAGUGCGUGGCUGGUGCCUGGAGACCAGCCAGUGUCAGGACCUCACCACGGAAAGUAACCUGCUGGCGUGCAUCCGGGCCUGCAGGCCCGACCCCUCGGCCGAGACGCCCGUGUUCCCCGGCAACGGCGACGAGCAGCCGCCGACCGAGAACCCCCGGAAGUACGUCAUGGGCCACUUCCGCUGGGACCGCUUCGGCCGCCGGAACAGCAGCGGCGGCGGCGGCGCGGGCCAGAAGCGCGAGGAGGAGGCGGUGGUGCUGGUGGGCCGCCCCGCGCCCCGCGGCGAUGGCGGCGAGCCGGGCCCGCGCGAGGGCAAGCGCUCCUACUCCAUGGAGCACUUCCGCUGGGGCAAGCCGGUGGGCAAGAAGCGGCGCCCGGUGAAGGUGUACCCCAACGGCGCCGAGGACGAGUCGGCCGAGGCCUUCCCCUUGGAGUUCAAGCGGGAGCUGGCCGGGGAGCGGCCCGAGCCCGCGGCGGCCCCGGCCGGCCUGGAGUACAGCCUGGUGGCGGAGGCCGAGGCGGCCGAGAAGAAGGACGAGGGGCCCUAUAAGAUGGAGCACUUCCGCUGGGGCAGCCCGCCCAAGGACAAGCGCUACGGCGGCUUCAUGAGCUCCGAGAAGAGCCAGACGCCCCUGGUGACGCUGUUCAAAAACGCCAUCAAGAACGCCCACAAGAAGGGCCAGUGAGGGCGCAGCGGGCGAGGGGCUUCUCUCCCCAGGGAGUCGGCCCUACGCCCCGCUCCUCGCCUGCCUCCUGCCGCCUCGCAGCCUGGGUGUGCUGUUUGCUCGGGCCGUGAUAGCGGCAGAUGCUCGGCCUCUUCCCGCCGUGUGUAGUUAGGAAAUAAAACCCUUCCAGUUUCACAUCUGACUCUGACUUUGAAUGUCGACUGGGUGAAUAAAGUAAAAAUACAUAUCCAUCAGAUAAAGAGCAAAAGAUAUCGGAGGAGAGACAUAAUGGUUUCCGUGUGACCGAGUGGUAGUCUGUUACACAGGACAUAGUAGGAAGGGAAAGAAUGUACUCUCCCCCAUAGAUGGGUCUUCAAGGGGCCAAAUAGUUUGGGUGAUGGCUCAG
Messenger RNA from Diceros bicornis minor, 1138 nucleotides. It is a transcript of the gene POMC, whose product is annotated as proopiomelanocortin. The record is from RefSeq and is a predicted model, not a curated record. Gene Ontology annotation, cellular component: extracellular region. The coding region runs from base 1 to 753 and encodes 250 amino acids. The transcript is spliced from 2 exons. Gene Ontology annotation, molecular function: hormone activity. NCBI's taxonomy places the organism in Eukaryota, Metazoa, Chordata, Mammalia, Perissodactyla, Rhinocerotidae.